Molecule: messenger RNA, 858 nt
Organism: Nothoprocta perdicaria
Lineage: Eukaryota; Metazoa; Chordata; Aves; Tinamiformes; Tinamidae
Gene: ILVBL
Product: ilvB acetolactate synthase like
Exons: 8
Coding region: 1-849 (282 amino acids)
Biological process (GO): L-valine biosynthetic process
Cellular component (GO): acetolactate synthase complex
Molecular function (GO): thiamine pyrophosphate binding; magnesium ion binding; acetolactate synthase activity
Source: RefSeq, a predicted model, not a curated record
AUGACGUCUGGCCGCGGGGCGCUGCAGGAGAUGGACCAGCUGGCGCUGCUCAAGACGCUGUGCAAGCGGCGCGCGACGGUGCGCGCCGUGCGCGACAUCGUGCCCGCGCUGCGCGAGGCCAUCGCCGCCGCCCAGUCGGGCACGCCGGGUCCCGUCUUCGUGGAGCUGCCCCUGGACGUGCUCUACCCCUUCCACGUGGUGCAGAAGGAGCUGGGCCAAGCCGGGGGCUCCGGGGGGCUGCGGCGGCGCCUGGUCGACUGGUACCUCCGCAACUACCUGCACAACCUCUUCGCCGGCGCCUGGGAGCCCCGCGACAUGACGCCCUUGCCCGUGCGGGUGCCCCUGGCCACCGCAGAGCAGGUGCAGGAGGUGGCCGAGCUGGUGAGCAGGGCCGCGAAGCCGCUGGUGCUGCUGGGCAGCCAGGCCACGCUGCCCCCGACGCCCGUGGAGGAGCUCAGGGCCGCGCUGGAGGCGCUGGGGCUGCCCUGCUUCCUGGGCGGCAUGGCGCGCGGGCUGCUGGGCCCGGCGAGCGCCCUGCACGUGCGCCAGAACCGCCGCGACGCCCUGCGCGCCGCCGACCUCGUCAUCCUCGCAGGCGCCGUGUGCGACUUCCGCCUGGCCUACGGGCGCGCGCUGAGCCGCCGCAGCGCCGUGGUGGCCGUGAACCGGGAGCGGGCGCAGCUGCGGCGCAACGCCGACGUCUUCUGGACGCCRCGGCUCGCCAUCCGAGGCGACGCUGCGUCCUUCCUGGUGCAGCUGGCGCGGAGCCUGCGCGGCUACUCGUGUCCCCGCGAGUGGCUCGCGGCGCUGCAGGAGGGCGACCGGCGCAAGGACGCGGCCAACAGGUGAGCGUGGCGC